Messenger RNA from Rhea pennata, 2009 nucleotides. It is a transcript of the gene GPR161, whose product is annotated as G protein-coupled receptor 161. Gene Ontology annotation, cellular component: recycling endosome; plasma membrane. The transcript is spliced from 7 exons. NCBI's taxonomy places the organism in Eukaryota, Metazoa, Chordata, Aves, Rheiformes, Rheidae. Gene Ontology annotation, biological process: G protein-coupled receptor signaling pathway. The record is from RefSeq and is a predicted model, not a curated record. Bases 257 to 1834 code for a protein of 525 amino acids. Gene Ontology annotation, molecular function: G protein-coupled receptor activity.
UCUCCCCCAGAAGGGUUCAGCCGGCGACAGGCCAUCCAGCCCUGCAGCCGGUGUGCUGUUGGCACCAGUAGCAGCACCAGCCCUGGGCAGAGACCCCCCUUCCUCCCUGGUUGUCUGAGCUGCGGACCACAGAGCCAGGGCCUUCUGCCCAUUCAGUUCCCUGCUGGCUGGUGCACAGCCUAGAUGAAAGGACUGAGUGAGAUGUACAGCUGCUGCUCAGCAUGUCUUGGCUGCUCCAGCUCUGCACGCUCUGACCAUGAGCAGCAAUUCCUCCCUCAUCAGUGUGAAGGGCCUGAGGAACCUCACCACACAGGAAAACGGGGCUGUCAGAGUCACCGAGUCAAUUGCUAUAAUUGUCAUUGCCAUUUUCAUCUGUUUGGGCAACCUGGUGAUUGUUGUCACCCUCUACCGGAAGUCUUACCUUCUCACAUUGAGCAACAAGUUCGUGUUCAGCCUGACCCUCUCCAACUUUCUUCUCUCUGUACUGGUACUACCUUUUGUUGUCACCAGCUCCAUCAGGAGAGAAUGGAUCUUUGGAGUUGUUUGGUGCAACUUCUCAGCACUGCUCUACAUGCUGAUUAGCUCAGCCAGCAUGCUCACUCUUGGACUCAUAGCAAUAGACCGGUACUAUGCUGUCCUGUAUCCAAUGGUUUACCCAAUGAAGAUUACAGGCAACAGAGCAGUGGUAGCUCUUGUCUAUGUGUGGCUACAUUCCCUUAUUGGCUGUCUCCCUCCCCUCUUUGGCUGGUCGUCUUUGGAAUUUGACCAGUUCAAAUGGAUGUGUGUGGCAGCCUGGCAUAAAGAGGCUGGCUACACUGCCUUUUGGCAAAUCUGGUGUGCGUUGCUGCCUUUCUUGGUCAUGAUGAUCUGCUAUGGAUUCAUAUUCCGUGUGGCUAGGAUUAAAGCUCGCAAAAUCCACUGUGGUAGUGUGGUUAUUGUGGAAGAAGACUCUCAGAGGAAUGGGAGGAAGAACUCCAGCACCUCCACGUCCUCUUCAGGCAGCCGAAGGAAUGCAUUCCAAGGAGUUGUCUACUCUGCCAACCAGUGCAAAGCUUUCAUAACCAUCUUGGUUGUCAUCGGUGCUUUUGUGAUUACAUGGGGGCCUUACAUGGUAGUAAUUACAUCAGAGGCACUUUGGGGGAAAAAUAGUAUUUCCCCUGCCUGGGAGACAUUAGCUACAUGGUUGUCCUUUUCCAGUGCCAUUUGCCAUCCACUGAUUUAUGGACUGUGGAACAAAACAGUGCGCAAAGAACUACUAGGAAUGUGCUUUGGGGAUCGGUAUUACCGCGAGUCCUUUGUUCAGCGGCAUAGGACAUCAAGGCUCUUCAGCAUUUCCAAUAGGAUCACAGAUUUGGGACUAUCUCCCCAUCUCACUGCCCUCAUGGCAGGGGGGCGGCCAUUAGGAAACAGCAGCAGCACAGGAGACACAGGCUUCAGCUACUCGCAGGAUUCAGGAACAGAUGCAAUGCUUCUAGAAGAUUAUAGCUCAGAUGGUCCUCAUGCCCCACACUGCAUCUGUCCUCCUCGAAGGAGGAGUUCCGUGACCUUUGAAGAUGAAGUCGAACAAAUUAAAGGUGGGUUUAGGGAAGUUGCAAAGAAUUCUGUUCUUCAUGUAAAAGCAGAGGUCCAUAAAUCUCUGGACAGUUAUGCAUCCAGUUUAGCAAAAGCUAUUGAAGCGGAUGUGAAAAUCAGUUUAUUCGGGGAGGAGGCUUUACCAGGAGCUCUGUUCCCUGUGCGGACUCUGCCAGGAAGCAAUAUGAACACACGGCGUACUACCAGACCCCAUGUUAGCCAAAGACUUCAGCUGCAAAGCAUUGAUGAAGGGAAUAUUUGACAGGAGCAGUAGAAUAAAAAAAAAAAAGAAGAAACCACUAAGCAUGACUUAAUACAGCUGUUACUGUUUUAACAGGAAUGGGAUACCUUGCUGGGAUGUUUUUAGUGUUUUGUCAAGAACACUUGAAAGCCAGCUGAAUUGUGAGAUAUACUUGCAUCAGAAUUUUACAGCAGUA